AUGUUUUCUAGAAGUAUCAAAAGAAGCCACGUCUUUUCAUCGGCUUAUAAGUCUGGCAGGCUAUUUUCCACCACUUACAAUGCGUCACAGAAAAGUCCUACUGGGAUCGUCUUCAUGAAUAUGGGAGGCCCAUCGACUGUCGAAGAGACCAGAGAAUUCUUGCUCAGGUUAUUCAGUGACAGAGAUAUCAUUAAUAUUCCUUUCCAAAAAUACCUUGCCAAAUGGAUUGUGAAAAGAAGAACUCCAGUUAUUGAGCAAAGAUACCUGGAAAUCGGUGGCGGUUCUCCAAUUCGCCAAUGGUCUGAAUACCAAGCUUCGAAAGUUUGCAGUAUUUUGGACAAGACGUGCCCAGAAACUGCUCCUCAUAAACCAUACGUUGCCUUUAGAUAUGCCAAACCAUACACCGAGGAAACUUUACCAUUGAUGCUCAAAGAUGGUGUCAAGAGAGCCGUUGCAUUUUCCCAAUAUCCACAAUUUAGUUAUUCCACCACCGGUUCAAGUGUGAAUGAAUUAUGGAGACAAACCCUUAAAUUUGAUCCUCAAAGGAGCAUCAACUGGUCGAUUAUUGAUAGAUGGCCAAAGAAUGCAAAAUUCGUUAAAGCAGUCUCGGAUCAUGUGUCGGAAAAAUUACAAGAAUUCCCAGAAGAAGAUAGAGAUAAGGUUACGAUUUUGUUUUCUGCCCACUCAUUGCCAAUGGAUGUUGUCAACACUGGUGAUGCCUACCCAGCAGAAGUUGCUGCCACCGUGUAUUCUGUUAUGGAACAAUUGAAUUUCGGUAAUGAAUAUAGAUUAGUUUGGCAAUCUAAAGUCGGACCAAAACCUUGGUUGGGUGCUCAAACGGUGGCCACUGUGCAAAAAUUGGAAAAAGCCGAUGGUUACAAGGGUCUUGUUAUUGUUCCAAUUGCUUUCACCUCCGACCACAUUGAAACUUUGCAUGAAUUAGAUAUUGAGUUACUUGAAGAAGUGAAGAAACCAGAAUUGAUCAAAAGAUCUGCCUCAUUGAACGGGAACUCUCUUUUCAUCGAAGCUUUGGCCGACAUUGCUAAAGAACACUUUGACCUGGGCUUGCCUUACUCUAAACAAUUGGAAUUGGAUUACAAAUUGGCCCCUCCUUCAGAAGGAAUUUUCAAUCAUGUUUCCGAACUCUUUGGAGACCACAGUACUAAAAAAUAG
This is a messenger RNA of Saccharomycopsis crataegensis, 1173 nucleotides long. It is a transcript of the gene HEM15, whose product is annotated as ferrochelatase HEM15. The transcript has a single exon. The record is from RefSeq and is a predicted model, not a curated record. Gene Ontology annotation, molecular function: protoporphyrin ferrochelatase activity. Lineage: Eukaryota; Fungi; Ascomycota; Saccharomycetes; Ascoideales; Saccharomycopsidaceae. Gene Ontology annotation, cellular component: mitochondrion. Bases 1 to 1173 code for a protein of 390 amino acids. Gene Ontology annotation, biological process: heme biosynthetic process.